Molecule: messenger RNA, 1791 nt
Organism: Amyelois transitella
Lineage: Eukaryota; Metazoa; Arthropoda; Insecta; Lepidoptera; Pyralidae
Product: protein AAR2 homolog
Exons: 5
Coding region: 73-1287 (404 amino acids)
Biological process (GO): spliceosomal tri-snRNP complex assembly
Source: RefSeq, a predicted model, not a curated record
UUUCACAGAAAUGUAAACAUAUUGAUCUGUUGUAUUUUUAUCAUAUUUUAUUGAUUUGCAUUUAGUGACAAGAUGGAAAUGGACCAGGAGACUGCGAAAAAGCUUCUUAUUGAAGGAGGAACGUUUAUAUUCCUCGGGGUGCCUGAGGAGACGCAAUUUGGUAUUGAUAUGCAAUGUUGGAAUACUGAUGAAGAUUUUAGAGGAAUCAAAAUGAUUCCUCCAGGACUUCACUACAUUCACUUCUCUGGUGUGAGCAAAGGAACUGGAGAUGUUUCGCCCAGGUCUGGCUUCAUGCAUUACUUCUCCAAGAAGGAAUUCCUUGUCAAGAUGUGGGACAAAAAAACUGAAGACAUAAGCAGGGAAGAGAUCAGUGAGGAGAGUAUCCAGCGACUUAAAGAUAACCUUCUAAAUCUAGACCGUCACUUAGGCCCUUACCCUUAUGAAAUAUGGCAGAAGUGGAAACUGCUGACUUCUCAAGUUACACCUGAACUUGCUACAAAACUAUCUCCAGAAAAUGGCAUGAUCAGGGCAUCAGUUGAGCUCAUGUCCACAACUGAUGCUGACAGGCCUCGAGGCAUAAAGUCUGACAAAUCCAUGGACAGCCGAGACAGUGUUGGUGAAGAUUCUGAAGCCAAGACUCCAGAAACUGAAGAUGCUGGCCAGUCAGAUGCUAAACGAGCUAAAAGAGUCACAAGAGAUCAGAAGGAAGACUCCAUGUUGCCAGAUUUGAAACCAGCUCCAGGUAUGUCUAUGAGGUUCACAGAGAUUCCACAAGAUAAGUACCCACCUGGAUCCACACCAGAAGAAAUCACCAAACAUUACUUGGACCAAUCAUAUUCAUUGGAGCUGAUGAUUGCACAGCAUGAAGAGCCUCUGCACAUAAUUGGCGAGCUGCAGUUUGCAUACUUGUGCUUUCUGAUUGGACAUUCUCUUGAAGCAUUUGAACACUGGAAAAACCUCGUCAUUCUGCUCUGCUCCUGUGACGACGCCAUACAUAAAUACAGAAGCGUAUUCUUCCAUUUCAUAAGAACCAUUGAGGUUCAAAUUGAAGAAAUGCCAGAGGACUUCCUAGCUGAUAUCGUAAUGAACAAAAAUCUGGUUUACAAGAAGCUAAGGGAGUUUUUCCGUACGGCUUAUAUGAGCAAAGUUGAUGGUAGACUCUUGACUAUGAUUGAACGGUUCAAAGAGAAUUUGACAGAGAAACUGCAAUGGGACUUCACAGGAUUAGAUGCUGAUGAUGAGGACGAAAGACCAGUCAUAGUGAAACUAGAUGGAGACUUGGAAUGAAUUUAAUUCAUUAGACUUAGUUUUGAAUUUAUCUUUUCUUGGUUUGAGUAACCAAUGUCAAUCUGUGUAGUUGUGUACUGUGUACAUUGAAGAUUAUCUUUCUUAUAGUAUCGUAUUUUAAAUAUUAGUCCUUAAAUGUGGCCCCACCAACUGUUUGAUAUCUUUUAGAUGGGAUACGAUUUUUCAUAGUUUACACAAUAUAUUUAUACAUAUGUGCUCUGAUAUUACCAUUUGCUGCAAUUGAACUGUUUAGGCUAUAGGACUAACAAGAGUAAUGAGCUCUAUGGUUGCAAUUAUACAUAUGUGUAUUUUGACAAGUAACGAGGCUUACUUGAAUAACUGGGCGCCUACCACAGAAGAAAAAAAAACUCAUUGUGUUGCCCAAUCCGUUGCAGCUUUAAUUUAAUUCAGUAAAAAUAAUUGUAGAUUUUUCUUCACAUCGUUCCAAUUUUAGAGCAAUAUUGGUGUUAACUGUGAUGUGAAAAUAAAAUGUACCUGCAUUUA